UGGCGUCGUUUUAGCGACGAUCGGUCAGAACACGCGGUACCAUCGUUGUGAGAAGACCUUUGGUCGACGAACGUCGCGGACCGGUUAUAGUCAGUCGUAUUCCUCACCUCGGAUCGCGUUGAUCGCACGAGCUCGAUUCUCCUCAAUAAAUACCGAAAUUUCGACACACCUCCGGAUGCCGUCGCUCAGGACCUUCCGCAUAGAGUUCGACAGGCCGGGCGCUACCUUCGCGCCCGGCGAAACCGUCACUGGCAACGUCAUCGUAGACCUGGCCAGGGAGAAGACGAUCCGAGCGCUGAAAGUGUCUAUCAGGGGAGAGGCCAAUGUUAGCUGGGAGAGAAGAAGGACCACCAAGGAUAGCGGUGGACGCAAUCAGUACCAUGUUGAUCAUUUCCGAGCAAGCGAGCAGUAUUUUAACCUGACUUAUUACCUAUUAGGAAGUACAUCAGGCAAUGGGGAGGUACGGAUGCCAGUGGGGUUUAAUAAACAUCCUUUUAAUUUCACACUACCCUAUAAUAUACCGUGCAGCUUCGAACACAAGAACGGUCACAUUCGAUACACGACGAAGGCCGUCAUCGACAGACCGUGGAGAUUCGAUCACGAGAGCAAAAUUGCGUUUACCGUCGUCUCAUCUUACGAUCUGAACGCCCGCAGUCAUCAGUGUAUCGGCGUGGAUGAGGAGGAGAACGAAAGUUACUGUUGUUUCUGUUUCUUCAACUUGGGUUCGAUGAAGAUACGUUUCAGAAUACCGACGACGGGGUUCGUUCCGGGACAAUCGAUAGAGACUAUGGUCGACCUCAACAAUACCAGCAGGGUCGAUGUGACAAAGAUCUGCGUUAAGCUGGAACGAUCCUUGGAAUUCCACGCGAUGACACCGUACCGUAAGACCAAGACGGACAAGUCGAUCGUAAAAGUGGAGCAAAACAUGGGUCCAUUUGGCCAGCAAGCCAACAUUACGUCGCGAUUACAGGUCCCGCCAAUAUCGCCGUCCCAAUUGGAGUAUUGCAAUAUAAUAGAUCAGAAAUAUUCCGUGCGCAUUACAGUCCACGUCGCUGGAACACAUUGCAGCGUCACCAGGACUUACCCGAUCUUGAUCGGAACAAUUCCGUUACAAUCUACCAUUACAUCCGCAUCCUAUAUGCAACCAAUAUCGCAGCCUACCGCUCCUGUAAUGCAGUACGAUUAUGAUCCACCACCACCGAUGCCGACGUCUCCAGAAUACGGACCACCGAACGUGCCCUAUCCUCUACCAUUAGGUUUUGCCUCUCCGAAUCAGCCUGGCACGUCGACUAACCCGUGGGACAUACCACCGCCGUCGUAUGAAGAAUGUAUGCAAAGAGCGGAUAGCAUCAAAGACGAAGACGAGUCGAACUACGUGCACGGCGCCAACGAGCCCUUUGCACCAAGAUACCCGGUCUUUAAUUUCAAUACGCCAUACCCACCUGAAAAAUAAGCAGCAAUGAAAAUCCUACGCUGGAAAAGAAGCGGAAACACAAGGUGGACGGUGCACCACGCGGUACCAAUUAAAUUACUUCCACUCAGCGCGUUUGUGAUAACGAAGAAGCAAAUCGAGCAGUUCAAAACUGUUCAAGUUCGAGCUCUGAUCGCUACUACCUCAUAUAGCAUCUUGCGUGAAUGUCAUUCAACUUUUUUAAGUGUAAAUUAAUCACAUAUAUACGUAUUUUUAUACUCUAUCACACUCUGCUUAUAUAAUUACAAAUGUAUUGUGCGGCAUGUUUUAUGGCAAAAGAAGACAAAUUACAUACAAUGUACAACGAAGACUAUAACUUUACGAUACAUAGUUUGUAUGCGAUGUUUGUUCACAACGAUAAUUAACACGUUAGAGUGUUUUUCUUGAAGGAAGAUGAAGGAAUAAAGAGAAUAUUCCACAAGGGAUACGUAAAAAGGAGCAAUAAAGACAGUUAUGCCAAA
Molecule: messenger RNA, 1932 nt
Organism: Vollenhovia emeryi
Lineage: Eukaryota; Metazoa; Arthropoda; Insecta; Hymenoptera; Formicidae
Product: arrestin domain-containing protein 2-like
Exons: 8
Coding region: 176-1453 (425 amino acids)
Biological process (GO): protein transport
Cellular component (GO): cytoplasm
Source: RefSeq, a predicted model, not a curated record